AGAGUGGGAGAGAAAAGGAGCAAAUGUGCGGCGGCGGAUAGGCAGGGAGGACAGCCAGUGCGCAAGCACAUCAGCAGCAGCGGUGGCAGAGCAUCUUCCUGAUCUCCCGUGUCUUCAGCUGCCAAUCGUCUGUGCGUCUCUGAUUGAGAUUUCACUGCCGGCUGAAGUGUCCAGAAGCCUCCUCCAACCAUCACCUCCCAACACACACUUUCUCUGGAGCUUGGUUAUUCUUAGCUCAGCUGUGAGAGACUGCCCUUCCGGUCCUUCUCUUAUUUAUCCCAGUUUCUUGAAUAUUUAAUGGAAAAUGGCGAUCUGCGCGCAGUCGUACGGUAUUUUCUGCCUCUUCACAAUCCAAACUGUACUUAUCAUAUGCGUCUCCACGCCGACAGACGGGACUCACCUCUUCCCACAGCACUACACAAUGAUUCACUGGGCGGGACGCAUCGAGAAGGAGCUGGAAAAGGUUCUGCAGCACGUCACCGGAACUCAGCAGAUGAGAUCGAUUUAUAAUGAGAAGAAGAGCCAGUUUGAAAUCAAGAGAAACAACCCCAAGGACUUGGUGGAGAGAGUGGCACGGGACAUCUCCAAGCUGCUCAACAGUAAGAGGAAAGCCCUAGAGAAACUGGCCAGGGAGGCGGAGCAGCUUCAGAAGGAGCAUGUAUGGCAAGAUGGUGUGACGGAGAAUGACAUUUCAUACUACGAUUCCAAAGCGGAUUCAGACUAUACGGAGGAUGGAGAAGAGGAGAACCCGCUGGAGACCUCGACAUCUUUGGAGCUGGAGUUUGUGGACGAUCCCAAUUUUAAAAACAAGGUUAACUACUCUUCCAGUGCGGUCCAGAUUCCUACAGACAUAUACAAAGGCUCCCCAGUCAUCCUAAAUGAGUUAAACUGGACCCAGGCGCUGGAGAGGGUCUUUAUUGAAAACCGUAAGGAGGACAGCUCUCUGCGCUGGCAGGUGUUUGGCAGUGCCACAGGAGUGACUCGAUACUACCCAGCCACUCCAUGGAGGGCACCCAACAAGAUUGACCUGUAUGACGUACGCAGAAGACCUUGGUAUAUCCAAGGUGCAUCGUCUCCAAAGGACAUGGUCAUCAUUGUGGAUGUGAGUGGAAGUGUCAGCGGACUCACUCUGAAACUGAUGAAAACCUCGGUAGUGGAGAUGCUGGACACUCUAUCAGACGACGACUAUGUGAAUGUGGCCAGGUUCAAUGAGAAAGCCGAUGCCGUUGUUCCGUGCUUCAGGACUUUGGUCCAAGCCAAUGUUCGGAACAAGAAGAUCUUCAAGGAAGCCGUCAUGCAUAUGCAAGCCAAAGGAACCACAGAUUACAAGUCUGGCUUCACAUUUGCCUUCGAACAGCUUCUCAAUGAGAGCAGUGCCCCGAGGGCCAACUGCAAUAAGAUGAUAAUGAUGUUUACAGAUGGCGGGGAGGAUCGUGCACAGGACAUCUUUGAAAAGUACAACUGGCCCAACAAAACAGUUCGUGUGUUCACCUUCUCUGUUGGCCAGCAUAAUUAUGAUGUCACACCUUUGCAGUGGAUAGCUUGUGCCAAUAAAGGUUACUACUUUGAAAUUCCAUCAAUUGGAGCCAUCAGAAUCAACACCCAGGAGUAUCUGGACGUCCUUGGUCGUCCCAUGGUGCUGGCUGGGAAUAAAGCAAAGCAGGUGCAGUGGACAAACGUGUACCAAGAUGCUCUGGGUUUGGGCCUUGUCAUCACUGGGACGGUGCCGGUCUUCAACUUCACUGUUGAUACUGUAAGCUCUCAGAAUCAACUCAUCCUUGGAGUCAUGGGAGUAGAUAUUGCGAUCAACGAAAUCAAAAGAAAGACUCCUACAUACAGACUUGGAGCCAACGGCUAUACCUACGCCAUUGACCCAAAUGGCUACGUACUGCUGCAUCCCAACCUGCGGCCCAAAAUCAUUAACUUCAGGGAGCCCGUCACUCUGGACUUUCUGGAUGCAGAGCUGGAGGACAGCAACAAAGAGGAGAUCCGUCGACAGAUGAUUGAUGGCAAAUCAGGGCAAAGGAAAAUCAAGACGCUCAUUAAGUCAGUUGAUGAGAGGUACAUCGACGAGGCCAUGCGGACGUAUACAUGGACGCCUGUGGAUGGUACAGAUUACAGUCUAGGGUUGGUACUGCCCACAUAUAGUGAGAACCACAUCAAGGCCAACCUGAGUGACCAGAUCCUUCAGGUGCAGUAUUUUGAAUCACUGCUGCCAAACAGUUUUGAGUCUGAAGGACAUGUAUUCAUUGCUCCCAGGGAGUACUGCAAUGAUCUAGAACUGUCCAACAACAACACUGAGUUCCUGCUAAACUUCAUUGCCCUCAUGGAGAAGGUGACACCGGACUCCAAACAAUGUGACAAUUUGCUUCUCCAUAACCUGAUUCUGGACACUGGCAUCAUCAGGCAGCUGGUCGAGAAAGUGUGGAAGAAUAAAGACUUGAAUACAUAUGGCUUUCUGGCCGUGUUUGCUGCAUCAGAUGGAGGUGUAACAAGAGUGUUUCCGAACAAAGCUGCAGAAACCUGGGAAGAAGACCCUGAGCCGUUUAAUGCCAGCUAUUACCGCCGCAGUCUUGACAACAAGGGCUACAUCUUCCGAGCGCCUUAUCGAACAGCCCGGGAUGAGCUGUUGAACCCAGAUAAUGACACCAUAGGGAUCCUGGUCAGCACGGCUGUGGAGAUCACAGUAGGAGGGAAGACCAUCAAACCUGCAGUGGUCGGAGUAAAACUAGACCUUGAAGCCUGGACGGAUAAGUUCAAGAUUCUUGCCAGCAACCAUACAGACAACCAUCAAGGCUCGAAUACAUGUGGACCAAACAGAGGCUGUGAAAUGGACUGCGAAGCCAACAGUGAGGAUCUCCUGUGUUAUUUAAUAGAUGAUGGUGGAUUCCUAAUCAUGUCUAAUCAGAAGGAUGACUGGAACAAGGUGGGCAUGUUCUUCAGUGACGUUGAUCCCUACUUGAUGUUCGCUCUCUACAACAAUUCCUUCUACAACCGCAAGCAGUCAUUUGACUACCAGUCUGUGUGUGAACGGAUGCCCAACAGUGAAGCCGGAGCUGCACCCAGAGGAGUGUUUGUGCCCACAAUUGCCGAUUUUGUAAACGUGGCUUGGUGGACAUCCGCAGCUGCAUGGUCCUUGUUCCAACAGUUUAUGUAUGGACUGGCUUAUCAUAGCUGGUUCGUCACAGAUGAGGUGGAUGCAGAAGGAAUGGACUCCAAAGAGCGGAGUUGUGUAAUGAUCCAGACCCAGUACUACUUAAGUAAUCUCAGCAGCUCCUACAACAUACUGCAAGACUGUGGCAACUGCUCCAGGCUGAUUCAUGCCAAGAAGAUAAACAACACCAACUUGCUGUUUGUGGUGGCAGAGAAGAUGCCAUGCAACACCUGCGAGAUAGAGAAGCUGUCCCAGGAGGAGGAGGAGUUCAAGGAGGAAAAUCCAUGUGAAGAACUGAAUGUGGCACGCUAUCGAAAAGGACCCUCCACCUGCUAUGACAACAACAUCUCUGAGAACACAUCAGACUGUGGACGGGGCCACUCCUUCCGUCCGUCCCUCUACACCUUACUGCUCAUUCAGCUGCUUCUGCUUUAUCCGGCCAUUAGCCCCCACUUUCACUCUCUACUACAUUAAUUACAUUUUCCCUCCACUUGUCCUCCUUUUAGCCCUCCCGAGCUUCUUUCCCAACCCAAAUGCCUCCGACCCCACCUCCAUGCCCCUAUGCCCUCCCCCCGAUAUAGUUAUAGGUAAUAAUGGGACUUCCCUUCACGGCAAGUUGGAAGUCCUGAGUGUCGCGCUACCCAGCUCGCUUCAGUUUGUGUCGCUUAGUGACAACUGCCGGACGUUCGUGUCCUCAGCCAGUUAGCCUUCAUCUGAAGGAGGAGUGGGUGGUGCUGAACCACCUGUAUCAUAAGAGGCAAUGUCAGAAAAGAGAAAACAACCCCUCCCCUCCCCCCCAUUGACUACCCCACCACCUCUACCAUCCAGAGAAAGGAGGGAAAGAGGACAGGCCGAUGUCCUUGUUACAGACCUCCCACCUCAUACAGACUGGAGAGUUGAAGUUGUCUGUCCGCCUUCACCUCUGUCCGUUAGACAGACGGUGGGACUUCUCCUUCUUCUUCUCUCCUCCAUCUCAGAGUCUCACCGCUCUGUCAUUCGCCUCUCAUAAGAGGCUGUGGGCCAUUCAGCCAGUUAUAGCCACCAUAAAAGAAAACAACAGGAAAAAAAA
Perca fluviatilis (European perch) is the source of this 4223-nucleotide messenger RNA. It is a transcript of the gene cacna2d2a, whose product is annotated as calcium channel, voltage-dependent, alpha 2/delta subunit 2a. The transcript is spliced from 38 exons. Lineage: Eukaryota; Metazoa; Chordata; Actinopteri; Perciformes; Percidae. Gene Ontology annotation, cellular component: voltage-gated calcium channel complex. Bases 305 to 3628 code for a protein of 1107 amino acids. Gene Ontology annotation, molecular function: voltage-gated calcium channel activity. The record is from RefSeq and is a predicted model, not a curated record.